Messenger RNA from Adineta steineri, 278 nucleotides. Lineage: Eukaryota; Metazoa; Rotifera; Eurotatoria; Adinetida; Adinetidae. The record is from the annotation of a GenBank genome assembly.
AUGCCAUUAUCUUCUUUAAGUAAUUUUCUUUCAAUAAAAAUGACAAAUGAAAAUGUAAAUUCGACAAAUAAAUCGAUUCCUAAUAAUUUAUUUUAUAUUCCAAAACGUGUUAUUGUUGCAUUAUUAACAUCACUUGGUUUACUUAUAGUAACUGUUAUUCAAACCAAUUUUGCAAUAACAAAUUCAUUAAUUCUUAAUCCAAAUGAUUCAAAAGAUAUUCUUCUUGAUGAUAAUCAAUUACCAAAUACACCACCAAAAGUAACUUGGACAUCAGUUGA